This is a messenger RNA of Aureobasidium namibiae CBS 147.97, 1326 nucleotides long. Its product is annotated as FAD dependent oxidoreductase. Gene Ontology annotation, molecular function: proline dehydrogenase activity; flavin adenine dinucleotide binding; sarcosine oxidase activity. The transcript is spliced from 2 exons. NCBI's taxonomy places the organism in Eukaryota, Fungi, Ascomycota, Dothideomycetes, Dothideales, Saccotheciaceae. The record is from RefSeq and is a predicted model, not a curated record. The coding region runs from base 1 to 1326 and encodes 441 amino acids.
AUGGCAGCACCUUCCCAAGAAAUCCCCAAGUCGGUCUUGAUCCUGGGCUCUGGAGUCUUUGGCUUGAGCACCGCAUACAGUCUCUCGCAAAACCCCAAAUUCGCCAAUACAUCUAUUACACUCGUCGACCGCAGUGCGUUCCCUGCUCCCGAUGGUGCAAGUAUAGACAGCAGUCGCAUCGUGCGUCCCGACUAUGCAGAUCUUCCUUACGCCCGUCUGGCCAUCGAAGCCCAAGCACGCUGGAGGAACGAGUGGUGGGGACAGCAAGAUGUAUACCAUGAGCCUGGUCUUGCAGUUGUAGUCAACAAGGACGAAUCCGACAACGGCAAUGGCGACCUGGGCAGAAAGUACAUGAGAGACAGUAUGGCCAAUGUGGAGCGCUGCGGACUCAAGCCAGGCAAGCAGAGCGAGGGUGCGACGGGCAAAGGCGGCUCUUCAGUGGGCGACUUUGGCUAUGUGAACUGGAGAUCUGGAUGGGCAGAUGCUGAGAAGGGUAUGCGUGUGCUGCGCGCCAGAGUCGAAGAGACGAAUCGCGUACACUUCCUGCACGCGUCAGUAUCCCGCCUACAAUUCAGCAACGACGCCGUCACCGGCUGCGAGACAGACGACGGCAGAGUUCUGACCGCAGACCUCGUCGUCUUGGCCACCGGAGCCUGGACGCCAGCCCUCCUCGACCUUCGCGGCCGCUGCAGUGCAACAGGCCAAAUAAUCGCCUACAUCCAAAUCAGCGACGCCGAGCAAAAAGCACUCGGAGGUAGACCAACACUGCUCAACGAAAGCAGCGGCCUCUUCAUCAUCCCACCAAUCAACAACGUCCUCAAGAUCGCUCGCCACGGCUACGGCUACUGCAACCCCGUCAACAUCCCACACCCUGAAGACCCUUCAGCAAAAAACAUUACUGUGUCUCUGCCACGCACACACAUCUCACACCCUGGCCUCGAGAUCCCAGACGAAGGCAAGAAAGCCCUCCGCUCUUUCCUCUCAGCCGUAUACCCCUCGCUCGGCUCCCGCCCAUUCAUCUCCACACGCAUAUGCUGGUACACAGACACCCCUCGCGGCGACUGGCUGCUCUCCUACCACCCAACCUACAAAAAUCUGUUCGUAGCCACCGGCGGUAGUGGCCACGCAUACAAGUUUUUGCCAGUGGUGGGUGACAAGAUAGUAGAUUGCUUGAUGGGUAACCCGCCUGCAGAGUUCAAGGAUAAAUGGGCAUGGCCUGAGCGUGAUUUGGAAGAUCAGGUGUGGACUAAGGAUUGGAGGGGUGGUGUCAAGGGUAUGGUGUUGGAGGAAGAAUUGAAGAAGGGUGAGAACAAGGCUAGACUGUAG